AUGGGAGCUUUAGAUGAGGGGCAUUUUAAUGAGGAGUUAGAGAAUGGAGUGUGCCUUGGAGACUGCGUUGAGCUGGGUUCAGAGGGAGAACCAGAGUAUCCUGCCAUUGAGGAUGCAGUGAGAGUUCUGUUGCAGGGUUUGGGCGAGGAUAUCAAUCGGGAAGGCAUUCGCAAGACGCCUCACCGUGUGGCUAAGGCCCUUCGUGAAGGGACCAGAGGCUACAGAGAGAAGGCCAAGGACAUUGUCCACGGUGCAUUAUUCCCGGAAGUUGGGGGGACUGGUGAACUUGUAAUAGUUCGAGAUUUGGAUCUAUUCUCAUACUGUGAGUCUUGCUUGCUCCCGUUCCAGGUCAAGUGUCAUGUAGGAUAUGUCCCAUCUGGAAAAAGGAUUUUAGGUCUUAGCAAGUUUUCUCGGGUUGCUGAUGUUUUUGCAAAGCGACUUCAAGAUCCACAACGCCUAGCUAAUGAACUCUGUAAAGCUUUGCAACAUAGCAUGAAACCAGCUGGGGUGGCUGUCAUACUUCAGUGUUCACAUAUUGGUUAUCCUAAUAUUGAGUCUGCCAUUCCAGAUUCAAAUCACCAGGGAUGGAUAAAGUUGCUCGUAAGCUCAGGUUCAGGUGUUUUUGAGGAUGAGAAGGCAGAUAUUUGGGCUGACUUUCUGAGUCUUUUAAAGUUCCGAGGCGUAACAGAUAGGCCUUUGAAUGGCAUUGUUGAGCAGCAAUCUUGGUGCCCAUCCCAUUCUUUAACAAAAACCCCAACCAAUUCUGCAAUGACAGAAGCUGUAUCCUCAAUUCUUCAGUCUCUUGGGGAAGAUCCGUCGAGAAAAGAGCUUGUAGGAACCCCUGCUCGAUUUGUGACAUGGUUGAUGAACUUCAGAAUUUCUAGUUUAGAGAUGAAGCUGAGUGGGAUCAUUCAAAACCAGAGAGAUUGCUUGAAUCUUAAUGGUGAUGUCAAGCUUAGUGAACGACAUUUGUCUUUGGAGCUUAAUGUUCCAUUCUGGUCCCAGUGUGAACACCAUCUGCUCCCUUUCCAUGGUGUUGUUCAUAUAGGGUAUUAUUCCGCUGAAGGUGUAAUUCCUGUUGGAAGAUCGUUGUUACAAACCAUCAUACACUUCUAUGGUUUCAAGCUCCAAGUACAAGAGAGGCUCACAAAGCAAAUUGCUGAAACCGUCUCAACCAUUUUGGGUGAAGAUGUGAUGGUAGUGGUGGAAGCUAACCAUAGUUGCAUGAUCUCGAGAGGAAUUGAGAAGUUCGGCAGUAAUACUGCUACUACUGCUGCGUUAGGCCGGUUUUCAACCGAUCCUAGUGUGAGGGCAAAAUUUUUGCAAAGUAUUCCUGACUUCCUUCAGUCUGCACCUUGA
Oldenlandia corymbosa var. corymbosa is the source of this 1359-nucleotide messenger RNA. The record is from the annotation of a GenBank genome assembly. Lineage: Eukaryota; Viridiplantae; Streptophyta; Magnoliopsida; Gentianales; Rubiaceae.